Condylura cristata (star-nosed mole) is the source of this 1678-nucleotide messenger RNA. RefSeq names its product XK, Kell blood group complex subunit-related family, member 9 (gene XKR9). The record is from RefSeq and is a predicted model, not a curated record. Gene Ontology annotation, biological process: engulfment of apoptotic cell; phosphatidylserine exposure on apoptotic cell surface; apoptotic process involved in development. The coding region runs from base 575 to 1678 and encodes 367 amino acids. The transcript has 4 exons. NCBI's taxonomy places the organism in Eukaryota, Metazoa, Chordata, Mammalia, Eulipotyphla, Talpidae. Gene Ontology annotation, cellular component: plasma membrane.
UUAAACCUUAAUUGAAAAGUAUAGUAAAAUACACUAGUCAGCUUAUUAAAGGAACCAUUUAGUUCCUUCCCACUAUGGGGUAGUGGUAAAGGGGUGUACUGUUGUUAUAAUAAAACUGUUAUCACUAGAUUAGAAAAUCCUACGUAUGACUAACAGGUGAUUUCAGUUUCAUUUUAGUAUGCGAUCUGAAAGGUUUACACACCCUGCAACUAUUCUUGUCUUCAGAAGAAGAAAUAAAAGAUUACCAGACUAAAGUUUUUCUGGAAGGAAUUUUGCAGUAAAGAAGGCAUUCUAUAUUGGACAAGUAUUGUCAUCUGUAACAAAGAUCAUUGUGAAGCUGAAGAUGGAAUAAAGUUUUGAACACUGGACCUGGAUUAAGAGAUUUAGAAAACAAAAUUAAAAUUAGCCACUUUGGUUUUUAGCAUUCCAAUUUCAUAAUAUUUAUUCAUCUAAAUUUAUUUAGAGAGUAGAUACUAAAUUUCAGUAUUGUACCAAAGGAUGCACUAAAAUUGUUCUUGCAUUCUUUUCCUUUUUGUAAGAGAAAAGAGAUAGCCAAUAGCUAUUGUGAUUCAUAAUGAAAUAUACCAAGAAGAAUUUUAUAAUGUUAAUUAUUGGAUUUAUAAUCUAUAUAAUUGAUUUAAUUGUGGAUCUCUGGGUUUCUGUCAGAUUUUUCCAAGAAGAACAAAAUGUUUUUGGUGCUUUAACAAUAAGUUUUAUGCUGUUUGGAACACUUGUUGUCCAAUGUUUCAGUUAUUCUUGGUUUAAGGGUGACUUAAAGAAAUCUGGUCAAGAAAGUGAGAGUCCUUUACUCCUACUUCAUUGCUUGCAAGGAGGAAUUUUUAAAAGGUAUUGGUUUGCCUUGAAAAAGGGUUAUCAUGUGGCUUUUGAAUGCAGCAAAGAUGACACAUUCAGCAAUGACGACAAUGAAGUUAUAGAUAGAGUGACUGAUUUGAACUUGCUUAGGCUGUUUGAGACCUAUUUGGAAGGCUGCCCACAACUUGUUCUUCAGCUCUACAUCUUUCUGGAACAUGGUGAAACAAAUAUCAGUCAGAGUGCAGCCAUCCUGAUAGCUUUCUGUGCCAUUUCUUGGUCAACUCUUGAUUAUCAAGUAGCUUUAAGAAAAUCCUUGCCUGAUAAAAAUCUCUUCAGUGAAUGCUGUUCCAAGCUCUCAUAUCUUUGUUACAAGUUGUUGACAUUAUCAUCUUGGAUGCUGAGUAUUGUUUUUCUUUUAUUCUUAAAUGUUCAAAUUGCUUUAUUGCUGUUGGUUUUUUUUUGGUUGUUGGGUAUAUUGUGGGCAUGUAAAAUACAAACUCAGUUCUGUGCUUCCAAAAGUAUGGAAUACUUAUACAGAAUUGUUGCUGGAUUCAUUCUUAUCUUUACAUUUUUUAAUAUUAAGGGACUGCAUACUAAAUGUCCAAUGACUUGUUAUUAUAUUGUAAGAGUGCUAACCAUAGUGGGUAUCUUGAUUGUGUUCUGGUUUUUCCCACUUUCUGUUUUUAAUUUAGAGUAUUUUAUAAUUAUCACUAUCAUAAUAGUUCUUAGUCUUUUCUUUGGAAUUGUUUUUCUUAUUGUUUAUUAUGUAGCUUUGCACCCAAACAGUGAAGAAACAAAAUUUGAUGAAGUUGAUGGAAAUCUAGUUGAAAAAGACUAUAAAGUGAAAUAUCCCCUAAUGGAAUAA